This is a messenger RNA of Thelazia callipaeda (thelaziosis nematode), 1701 nucleotides long. The record is from the annotation of a GenBank genome assembly. NCBI's taxonomy places the organism in Eukaryota, Metazoa, Nematoda, Chromadorea, Rhabditida, Thelaziidae.
AUGUCUAAGAAGGCGAUAAAUGUACGGGUGACGACGAUGGAUGCGGAACUGGAAUUCGCAAUCCAACCGAGCACCACUGGGAAACAGUUGUUCGAUCAAGUCGUCAAAACAGUUGGCCUUCGUGAAAUAUGGUAUUUUGGACUGCAGUACACGGACACAAAGGGUUUUCUAACAUGGCUUAAACUGAACAAAAAAGUUACAGCUCAAGAUGUGAAAAAAGAACAGACUUUAUUAUUCAAAUUUAGAGCUAAAUUUUAUCCAGAGGAUGUUCAAGAAGAAAUAAUUCAAGAUAUCACUCUGAGACUUUUUUAUCUGCAAGUGAAGGAUGCUGUGCUUUCGGACGAAAUUUACUGUCCUCCAGAGACUUCAGUGCUACUUGCGUCAUUUGCGAUGCAGGCUAAAUAUGGCGAUUACAAUACAGAAACUCAUAAGCCAGGAUGUCUUACGUCAGACCGAUUAUUGCCACAAAGGGUCAUUGGACAGUUCAAAUUGAGUCCGGAGGAAUGGGAGAAACGUAUAAUGGUCUGGUGGGCAGACCAUAAAAAUACAAAUAGAGAGCAAGCAAUGAUGGAAUAUUUAAAAAUAGCGCAAGAUCUCGAAAUGUAUGGCGUGAACUACUUCGAAAUUCGCAACAAGAAAGGGACCGAGUUGUUUUUGGGUGUUGAUGCUCUUGGUCUAAAUAUAUAUGAAAAAAAUGACCGUCUCACUCCUAAAGUUGGCUUUCCAUGGUCUGAAAUAAGAAAUAUUUCAUUUAAUGACAAAAAAUUCGUUAUCAAACCGAUCGAUAAAAAGGCAAACGAUUUUGUGUUCUAUGCCCCACGCUUACGAAUAAACAAGCGGAUACUAGCUUUGUGCAUGGGUAAUCAUGAGUUGUAUAUGCGUAGAAGAAAGCCAGAUACAAUCGAGGUUCAGCAGAUGAAGCAGCAAGCCAAGGAAGAACGAAUGCAAAGAAAACUAGAACAAGAACGUCUUACAAAAGAGAUGACGGCACGUGAGGCAGCUGAACAAAAGCAAAGAGAAUAUGAAGAGAGGAUGGAAAAGAUGAAAGAGGAAAUGGAAAGAGCUCAAAGAGAGUUAUUACACGCACAAGAUACCAUUCGACGCCUUGAGCAACAGCUGGCAGAACUUCAGAUAGCUAAAGAUCAAUUGGAAGCGAAAGAAGAUGAGUUACGUAGGCUAAACGAACAGCUUCGAUCGGAACGAGAGAUGAGUUCCGAAGAACGUGAACGCUUGGAGCUAGAAGUACGAAGACGUGAGGAGCAAGUAUCAGAAAUGCGAGAACAAGUUGAUAUAAAAACUAUGGAAACUGAACGUUUGCAAAGAGAGGUUGAGGAAGCUCGAGCUGUCCAGGAACGAGAAAAUAGUCGUCACUUAAACGCAUUUAAUGUCAAAGAAGUGGACGUAGAUGAAAAUGCAAGUGAAAAUGGACAAAUUGCUACUGAUUUAACUGCUCGUGGUGACGAAAAUGUCCCGCAGAGGGAACUUGAACGACUGACAGCUGCUGAGCAGGAUCUUUCUCUGAAGCAUAAACUUGAUGCUCUCACAGCAGACUUAGAAGCAGUAAAAGAUAAACGACAUUUAACAGAAUAUGACCUCCUACAUAUGGAGAACAAGCGAGUUGGACGUGAUAAAUACAAAACUUUGCGACAGAUUCGCGGAGGUAACACUAAACGUCGUAUAGACCAGUAUGAAAACAUGUGA